AAUUAUUAAGAAAAUAUACUUAGUCUAGUGUCUUGAACAAUGAGUAAUCAACGUACUCUGGAAACACAACAUGAAGAUAUGAUUCAUGAUGCUGUUCUGGAUUAUUAUGGGAGACGCUUAGCAACAUGUUCUUCUGAUAAAUCUAUUAGGAUUUUUGAGAUUGAUGGUGAUCAACAACGACUUGUAGAAACAUUAAGAGGUCAUGAUGGUCCAGUUUGGAAUGUUUCAUGGGCACAUCCUAAAUUUGGAGUAAUUUUGGCUUCUGGCGGAUAUGAUGGUCGUGUUAUUAUUUGGAAAGAAAUAAAUAAUCUAUGGAGUAAACUUGCAGAACACACAUUUCAUCAAGCGUCAGUAAAUUCUGUAAGUUGGGCACCUCAUGAAUUAGGUGCUAUACUUGCAUGUGGAUCUUCAGACCGAAGAGUUUCUGUUCUAGAAUUUAAAGAUGACGGCACUUGGGAUACAAGAACAUUUCCUGCACAUUCUGUAGGAUGUAAUGCAGUUUCAUGGUCGCCAUGUACACCACCUGCAUCUCUUAUACGAACAGGGAAAGAUCAAGAUUUAAACUUUUUUAAAAAAAUUGUUACAGGAGGUUCAGAUAAUUUGCUGAAAAUAUGGAAUUUUAGCAAUGAGCAAAAUAAUUGGGUGAUUGAAGAAGUAUUAGAGGGGCAUACUGAUUGGGUAAGAGAUGUGGAUUGGGCACCUAACAUUGGUUUACCAAAAUCUUAUAUUGCAUCUGCUUCUCAGGAUAAAACGGUUAUUAUUUGGACAAAAGAAGGAGAUGGUCCAUGGAAGAAAACAUAUUUAUCUGAUGAGCCAUUUUUAGAUACCGUAUGGCGAGUCAAUUGGUCGCUUUUAGGUAAUAUUCUUGCUGUUAGUUGUGGCGAUAAUCGUAUAUAUUUAUAUAAAGAAACACUUAAAGGAACUUUUAAACAAAUUAAUGAGAUUACAGUUUGA
This is a messenger RNA of Pneumocystis murina B123, 954 nucleotides long. RefSeq lists its product as hypothetical. The coding region runs from base 40 to 954 and encodes 304 amino acids. The transcript is spliced from 7 exons. Gene Ontology annotation, cellular component: COPII vesicle coat; nuclear pore outer ring. Gene Ontology annotation, molecular function: protein binding; structural molecule activity. The record is from RefSeq and is a predicted model, not a curated record. Lineage: Eukaryota; Fungi; Ascomycota; Pneumocystomycetes; Pneumocystales; Pneumocystaceae. Gene Ontology annotation, biological process: protein import into nucleus; positive regulation of TOR signaling; COPII-coated vesicle budding.